AUGGAGGCCAAAUUAAUUAAAGAAAGGUCUCACUCGACUCCAGUGGUUGUGGAUUUCCAUGCACAAUGGUGUGGCCCCUGCAAGAUCCUGGGGCCAAGGUUAGAGAAGAUGGUGGCCAAGCAGCAUGGGAAGGUGGUGAUGGCCAAGGUGGACCUUGAUGACCACACAGACCUUGCUAUUGAAUAUGAGGUGUCAGCAGUACCCACCGUGCUAGCCAUUAAGAACGGGGAUGUGGUGGACAAGUUUGUGGGCAUCAAGGAUGAGAACCAGCUGGAAGCCUUCCUAAAGAAGCUGAUUGGCUGACAAGCAGGGAGGAGUCCUGACCGCCUGAGACCCCCAUGGUCCCAGGGAGGGAUCCCCAUAGAACUCACAGUCCUCUGUGCUGGCCCUCUCUGCCACCUCCCUCUGUCUGGCCCCUGUGGCCCGUGCUUUGGAGACCAGCCUCCAAACCCAAGAGCCACUCGUGUUUUUGAGCCGGCUGACUGCCAGGGUGGCCGUCAGAGGAAUGGUGCUGCUGCUGGCCUGGGGACAGCGCCUUCCCACCCACCUGCUCUCGUCUGCUUCCAGGGCUUGUUUCAGUUCUCCAGGAAGCUUGGGGAGAGCCCAGGGCCAGCCCACAGCGUUCCUGGUCACACAGCAACACCUUGGUCCCUCCUGAUGUGAACAU
Nycticebus coucang (slow loris) is the source of this 667-nucleotide messenger RNA. Its product is annotated as thioredoxin, mitochondrial-like. Gene Ontology annotation, cellular component: mitochondrion. Gene Ontology annotation, biological process: cell redox homeostasis. The coding region runs from base 1 to 303 and encodes 100 amino acids. The transcript is spliced from 2 exons. NCBI's taxonomy places the organism in Eukaryota, Metazoa, Chordata, Mammalia, Primates, Lorisidae. Gene Ontology annotation, molecular function: protein-disulfide reductase activity. The record is from RefSeq and is a predicted model, not a curated record.